Molecule: messenger RNA, 708 nt
Organism: Helobdella robusta
Lineage: Eukaryota; Metazoa; Annelida; Clitellata; Rhynchobdellida; Glossiphoniidae
Exons: 6
Coding region: 1-708 (235 amino acids)
Source: RefSeq, a predicted model, not a curated record
AUGAUUAUCGCAGCACAGGAUUUUAUAAUCGGCAAGUCGGAGUGGAACUGCACGAGUCAGUGUGUGUUUGUUGCCGAGGCAGAAAGAGAGAUUGAGAGCAGAGGAGAGAGCACAUUGUUUGGAAUUUGGCAUCAAAUGCUUCUGGUUGCCGCCUGCCGUUCGCCAGUCCCACAAACCAAUGACUCUCACUCCAGUGCAUUCACUCUACUUCAAAAUACAUUUCUGAAUUAUAUUUUAAGAGGUAAGGUUGUAACAGAGUAUUCCAGUCUUUUUAAGUUGACGGGUAACAGAUUCAAUAACCACACCAUAGACCAGAAGCACCAGAAGUUGACCUACCCACAGACGGCAUUCGACACAAAAUUGAAAAGAUUAAGGAUAGAGUGUUCUGAUUCUCUCUUACCGACACACGAGCCUCCACCAUGGUAUUUAGACACUGUAGAUUCUCGAUGCACCUUGAGAGAAAUGCAAAACUGCACAAAUCCUCUCGAAGAUAUUAGAUUUUCCACUAUGAGAAAGCCACAGAUCAGUAAGAUCAGCAAACCAGUCCGUGUUCAACCCCUCAAGACAGCGCCAUUCUCAGCAACUCUAGCCACAACACAAUUAUCGAAUCCAGAUUCCCACCAAUGCAUCGCCACAGCCCAAUCAAGAAACCCCCUUCGACUGCAUGAUUUCAAGAGCUGUUUCAGUGAAAUUUAUAUCAUAUCAUAG